Molecule: messenger RNA, 2975 nt
Organism: Carassius carassius (crucian carp)
Lineage: Eukaryota; Metazoa; Chordata; Actinopteri; Cypriniformes; Cyprinidae
Product: mitogen-activated protein kinase kinase kinase 14-like
Exons: 15
Coding region: 155-2779 (874 amino acids)
Biological process (GO): positive regulation of canonical NF-kappaB signal transduction; protein phosphorylation
Molecular function (GO): ATP binding; protein kinase activity
Source: RefSeq, a predicted model, not a curated record
AGUGCCAGCAGGAUCAGACGUUAGAGACAAGUGUAGCUGACUAAAAGAGAGAGAGGAGGGACCGGCUGUGAUAGUGUUAGUAAACGACUGUUUGGAUCACAUCAGAUGAGGUCUCGCACGCUUUACUCUGUGCAUUUAAAAAGCGAAUUUCAAGAUGCAGCGACCUUUGAACUCCACUGUGCCGUUCUCCCACAUGACCCAAAGAAAUAUUAAAGCUCUAAACUGCCCCGGCUCGAGCCCGGCAUCUCGCACAGAGAGCAAGGGAGUAGAGGCAGACAAAAUAGAUCAUCUGAGUUUCUUCCAAAACUACUUGAGGGAGGUCAUGUGCAAUGGAACUGCCAAUUAUGAGUGGACACACAGGACAGAGAAACAAUCCAUUAUUGCCCAGGCAGAGUGUGAGUCCCAGGAUUCACAGGAGUUCUGCCCCAAUGGCAGCAUCUCCUCCCAGUCGCUUCUUGGCGCUAUUUCUCGCAGUCGGCCCAGGAAGAAGCGGCACAAGAAACAUCGGCGAAAACGGGGUGAGAAGUCUGUGGAAGUCACCGGAGUGCCAGAACAGGACAGCGGCGAGUUCCAUUCAUCAUCUCUUAUUCAGGUUAUAGAUCCUGUGUGCAUCAGCAGCAGUAUAAAUGGUGCUGCAUACAGCAGCAGUGGCCUCAGCACAGAGAGGGUGUCUGUGCAGGAAACAGAGGGGCCAUCUGACUCUUAUCAGUGGGAGCCCCAGCGGACCUCUUUACAGAGCCUCUCGUCCUGCCAGAGCUUCGGCCAAGAGAGUGAGGAGCUCAGUUCUCCCCUGAGAAGUGAGACUGAAUGCCCUCUGGUUUAUACAGCCCUGAGGAACUUUGUUACAACUGAAGGCCGCUGCUUCGCAUACGGCUUUGUCAAAGAUGUGCUGAGAGAGGAGAGGGAGAGGGAUGAGGAUGACAGAGAGGAGAGCGACAAGAACGAAGGGAUCCUGUUCAAAGAGGGGCUACAACCAGUGAAUUAUGAGUACAGAGAGGGACGGGAUUAUGAACGCUGUAGAUUUCUCAAGCAGGGCUCCUUCGGAGAAGUCUACAGCAUCAAAGACAAAGGCACCGGCUUCACAUGUGCUGCCAAAAAGGUGCCAUUGGUGAGUUUCAGCAGUGAGGAGGUGGGCUCGUGGAGUGCCCUGCAGUCUCCUCAGGUGGUGGAACUCUUUGGUGUUGUGCGUGAAGGUCCUUCCAUCAUCCUUUUCAUGGACCUUAAAUCCAGUUCUCUAGGACAGCUGGUGGAGGAACGAGGCCGCCUGCCAGAGGAUCUGUCCCUGCACUACCUUCAGCAAGUACUGGGGGCACUAAAUCACCUGCAUAGGAAGCGCGUCCUUCACCUGGACAUCAAAGCGGAUAACAUCUUGCUGUCAGAAGAUGGGAAAGAUGCAUUCCUGUGUGACUUUGGAUACUCCGAGAGAUUGGACAAACAAGGGCUUAGUUAUUGUAAGAGUAAGUACAUUUCAUUAGAGCCUCAAACACGUAUUUCAAGUGAACAUAGCCACAUACCAAACUCCAUUUGUGUGCGUUUAGAUCUGAAAGGCACAGAAACUCAUAUGGCACCUGAGGUGGUGCUCAAUGAGCCGCGCUCUUCAAAAGAAGACAUCUGGAGCAGCUGCUGUAUGCUUCUGCACAUGCUCAACGGCUGUCAUCCAUGGACCCGCUACUAUUCCCGCCCACUCUUCCUCAAGAUAGCAGAAGAGCCGCCGCCACUGAGGGAAAUUCCAUGUGACUGCAGCUCCUAUACAGCAGAUGUCAUAAAAGCAGGACUGCAGAAAGAUCCAAUUAAACGAGCUUCUGCCAAAGAACUUUUGGUUAAAACUGCCAAAGCACUUAAAGCAGUGGGGGGACUUCGCAGCUGUGCGAGAGGAGGACCAUAUCAGAAGCCACUGGGGAAGCCAGAGAAUCCAGACCCCGCCUAUUCAGCCACACCCACCACAUCCCACCACACCAUGUCCUCUGAUAACUCUGAGCUGCAGUGGAUGAGCUUGGAGCACGAGAGGGAAGAGGGUGAUGGGGAAUAUAAUGAGAAGCCAGAAAAGGUAAAACAGUUGAAACAGACAGAGGAGACAAGAAACGAUGACCACUGUCUUCCGAAGUCACUUCUCCACAUUCAAAACACUUCACCUGAGUCACGGAUCAUCAAUAAGACUGAGCCGGAACCGGAGAGGGAGCCGGAACAAGAGCUGAGGAGACUGGAGAAAGAUUUCUGCCUGAGCAGUCUUUCCCUGGCUCAUUCUGCUGAGCGACAGGAGCAGCUGCUCUCUUGCAUCUAUAGCGACUGCCCUUCCACUAGAGAAAACUUUGACAAGAAGGAUUCAGGACGUUGGUCAGACGGUCUUGCCGAUGACCUUAGCUCAGGCGUCUUUUCUUACAGUAGCCAACAAGAUGGUCAGAGCUUCAGCAGGGACUGGCUCGCCCCCACGCAUCGACCUCCGCCUCGCUGCUUUGACGGGGUGGAUGUUUAUAUCAGGGACUUUGACGGGAAAUGCAUUCAUAUUCGGGAGACGCCCGGGGUGAAAGUAGGCCACGUUGCUAGAGGAAUCAGUGAUCAGAUCUCAGAAAACGUGUUCAGUCUGCAAACAGAAGAUGGUUGCUUGUUGUCCCAUGACAAAGAGGUCCUAGAGAACAGCCUGUUUUUGCGUUGUGUCCCGGCCCCUGACUCCAGCCACUAUCAUCAGUACGGACACAGCCCCUGCUUCACGCUCGGCCCCAGCUGCAAACUACCAUGGAGCUGGAGGAUCAGAGAGGGGGUGCUGGAGACUAACGACUGAUCUCUCCAUCCCCAAUCAGCAUUCUGUUCCAAAGUACUUUUUUGCAUUGGAUUUGUAUUCAUGAAUCUCAUCUGUGCUUCUCACCUGUCAAACAUUUGAGCCAUUGCCAUAUUAUUGGUUUACAUUCUUAGUAUGUUUAAGUUAUUUUAACUGACCGUGCAGAUUUGCUUUUGUUGUGCUGUGUUGUAUAGAUCAU